AUGGCCUCCAAGUUCAGAAUCCUGAACUUCUUCACUCACAGUCUCUCUCCCAGAAUCACCGCCGCCAAUGCCUCCCACCGUUUCCUUUGCGGCAACCAUCUCUGCACUACCGUGGAGUCGCCGGAGCUUCCACCGUGGCUCAAGUUCUCCGAUGCCCCGACCCCUGCUGACGCUGACUCAGACGACAACUUCGUUAUCCCUUCACUCGCCCAUUGGGUCGACACCCACAUCCUCACCUCCAAGCCCAAACGCCCCACGCAAUCCUCCAAGCAAAACAGCCUUGACCACCACGUCGAAGCAGUAUCCACACUUCUCAAAAAUCGCUACUCUUCUCCCGAGCUACUCGCUGCAGCACUUGAUGGAGGUCGUUUUCAGCCAUCAAGCGAUUUGGUUUCGCAGGUUCUCAAGAGAUUCAGCAACGAUUGGGUCGCAGCUUUCGGGUUUUUCAAAUGGGCAAAAUCUCAAACAGGUUAUCGGCAUCCUCCCGAACUCUACAACUUGAUGGUUGACAUCUUGGGAAAGUGCAGAUCCUAUAAUUCAAUGUGGGACUUGGUGAAGGAAAUGUCGCAACUGGAAGGGUACGUCACAUUGGAUACAAUGGCUAAGGUAAUAAGAAGGCUUGCCAAGGCUCGCAAGCAUGAAGAUGCUAUAGAAGCAUUUCGAAGAGUGGAGGAGUUUGGUGUUAAGAAGGAUACUGCAGCGUUGAAUGUUCUCAUGGAUGCGCUUGUGAAAGGGGAUAGUGUUGAACAUGCCCACAAGGUUGUUUUGGAGUUUAAGAGUAGGAUUCCUCUGAGUUCUCAUUCUUUCAAUAUUUUGAUGCAUGGGUGGUGCAAAGUGAGGAACUUUGACAAUGCAAGGAAAGCGAUGGAGGACAUGAAGGAACACGGGUUUAAGCCUGACGUAUUCUCGUACACUAAUUUCAUUGAAGCGUAUUGCCACGAGAAAGAUUUCCGCAAGGUGGAUCAAGUUUUGGAGGAGAUGAGGGCAAAUGGGUGCUUGCCUAAUGCUGUGACUUACACUAGUGUGAUGCUCAAUCUGGGGAAAGCAGGGCAACUGAGUAGAGCUUUGGAGGUUUAUGAGAAAAUGAAGAGUGAUGGAUGUGUGGCUGACACUCCAAUUUAUAGCUGCUUGAUAUACAUCCUUGGCAAAGCUGGGAGGCUAAAGGAUGCUUGCGAUGUGUUUGAGGAUAUGCCUAAGCAGGGGGUUGUGAGAGAUGUGGUGACAUACAAUGCUAUGAUUUCUGCUGCUUGCGCACACUCGCGGGAAGAGACUGCGCUCAGGUUGCUUAAGGAAAUGGAAGACGGAUUGUGCAAACCAAAAGUGGAGACUUACCAUCCGUUGCUCAAGAUGUGCUGCAAAAAGAAGAGAAUGAAGGUGCUCAAAUUUUUGUUGGAUCACAUGCUCAAGAACGAUAUAAGCCCUGAUGUGGCGACUUACUCGCUCCUGGUAAAUGGUCUGUGUAAAAGUGGAAAAGUUGAGGAUGCUUACUCGUUUUUUGAGGAAAUGGUCUUGCAGGGAUUGACUCCGAAGUACAACACGCUCAAGCGAUUGAUUGGAGAGCUCGAGUCCAAGAGCAUGACAGAAGAGAAGGAGCGUGUUGAAAAAUUGAUGGAUCGCAUCUUACAGAAACCAAAUAUCUAG
Messenger RNA from Sphenostylis stenocarpa, 1641 nucleotides. The record is from the annotation of a GenBank genome assembly. Lineage: Eukaryota; Viridiplantae; Streptophyta; Magnoliopsida; Fabales; Fabaceae.